Molecule: messenger RNA, 1023 nt
Organism: Oikopleura dioica
Lineage: Eukaryota; Metazoa; Chordata; Appendicularia; Copelata; Oikopleuridae
Source: the annotation of a GenBank genome assembly
AUGAAGGCGGCUGAGGAGGAGCGCAUCCGAGUUCACUUGGAGAAACUGCGCAAACGAGAGCGCAUGAUCGACAAUCUGGAGCAGCAUGCCAAAGCUGCCUCGGCAGAAGACGCGCAAGACCCGUACAAGCAUACGACGAUUAGAGAUUUUCAAUGCCGACUGGAGCAGCUUGGUGCGCUCAUCGCCGAGCCGAACGUACUCAAAGACGUGGAUAAGCCAGUGCUGGACACAAAGGGACUCGAGCGCAUCAUUUCACAGGUGAAAUUGAUCACUCAGCCUGAUGUGCCAAGGGUCUACAGACCCAGCGAAGGCGAUAUCUCCUUCGAUUACGUUAACUUGUCUUGGGCGCACUCCCCCGGCGCCAAAGACUAUCUAAUAAGAUUUUGGAUAAUCCGAGGUUCAAGCUGCCCCGAGGAGUACGCUUGCACGACGAAGGACAAUCACUUUGAAGUGACCGAUUUGCAGCCUUCUUCCAUUGUCACAUUUCAGAGCUCUUCCUUGAAUCGCGUGCGCUACAAAGGUGAGGAUACCAGUUGCAAUGUUUCGACGAAGUCAGACAACUCCCGGUCCUUAGCGAGUCCGAUGAUGAGUCCUGCUCGUUUCUCCCAAGCGUUAAAUAUCCUGGGUGGAGCGCAAUUCAAAACAGGAAGACAUUACUGGGAAGUGCUAAUAGGUCCUGAAGAGAUGCUACAGUCGGCAAACUGGAUCAUCGGAGUGAGUUAUCACUCAAUUCCAAGAAAUGCUUGGCUGGGAGCAGUCCAAGGAUCAUGGGUUCUCCAUCACACUCCCAAGUUCCUGAAAGCGCGCUCAGCUGAACUAACGAAGAUCAUCGAGCUGGAAAACAUCCAUUUGCAGAGACUUGGAAUCUUAAUGGACUGCGACUCUGGGCGCAUAAAUUUUGUAGACGUCGAUAAUAACAAAUUGAUUUUCACAUUUGUCGACAAAUUCACUCAGCCUGUUCUUGCCGCGAUGAAUCCAGGCUAUCAAGGAGCUCAACUUCAACUAAGGAAUGGAUUUUCAUAA